GGACUGCUUAGGCAAUACUUACAUUUCUGUCGGAUUUAAUAGCUAAUACUUAUACUUGUUUCGAUUUCGAAGCCAUAAUGCCGAAGUAGAUGUCCCUGCUGGCCAGCACUUUGCGGUUACACUGCUGUAAUACUUUUACAACCGAAAACCACUUUAAGUGCAGCUUUUGGCAAAAAUCGAAAAGUGACUGAACUAUAAAUACCAAACAUACAACGACCAUACUGGUCACAAUCCUUCGACGUUGCACAUAGUGAAUGACAAAAUGACAACGCCCACACACAAUGAGUAUGCAGACAUUGAACUGUCCACGCUGGAAAUUGGCGGCAGCAGUAAUAAAACGGAUCCCAUUUACUCCAUCAAGCCGGAUUUCAUAACGCAAUGGCGACAGAAGAAGGAGCGUGAAAAUAUUUGCAAAUCCAUUUUCAAUCGCUUCGUCGAGCAUACCGAAUGCAAGCGUCUGCUAGAGGCUGCGCAAUUGUAUCAUCCCUUCAUCGGCGAGAAUGGUGAACUGAACAUUUGGAAUGCCAAUAUCGAUAUGGAUAUGCUGGCGACCUAUAGCAACCGCAGCCUGAACUAUAGCCUCUUGGAAGAUUUUACGAAUGUGACUACACGCGGUCCCACGCCCUCGCAAGUACUGCCACCGUUUGCGCUCUGGCAGAGCAUUCUCAUCGCACUGUGUCUAUCGAUUUGCAUUAUCUUGACGGUGGGCGGUAAUGUGCUUGUACUGCUUGCCUUCAUUGUAGAUCGCAAUAUACGACAACCGAGCAAUUAUUUCAUUGCAUCUUUGGCGGCCACGGAUGUGUUGAUCGGUUCCAUUUCAAUGCCUUUCUACACGAUAUACGUGUUGAUGGGCUACUGGGAUUUGGGACCAUUGCUUUGUGAUCUUUGGCUCUCUGUGGACUACACGGUCUGUUUGGCGUCACAAUACACAGUGCUGCUUAUAACCAUCGAUCGUUACUGUUCGGUGAAGAUCGCGGCAAAAUAUCGUAGUUGGCGCACCAGAAAACGUGUGAUUUAUAUGGUCACCAUUACAUGGAUUGUGCCGGCGUUGCUGUUUUUCAUUUCUAUUUUUGGUUGGGAACACUUUACGGGCAAACGUGAUCUCUUGCCUGGGCAGUGUGCUGUACAGUUUCUUAAGGAUCCAGUUUUCAAUACGGCGCUCAUUAUCGGCUACUACUGGACGACGCUCAUAGUCCUAUUUAUCUUGUACGGCGGUAUUUAUCGUACCGCCUACGAAAUGCAGAAACGCAGUGAGGCCAAACAGCGGAAAAUGCAGUCGAUGGUGGCGCUAAGUGCAGGUGCCAUGUCUGGUAUGGCCGGACAUGCGGCUGGUAUAGGUGUGAUAGAAGAAAAAAUAUUGAAAACCCAAGUAGAGAUCGGUGGCAACACGACGAAGGAUGGUAACAAUUGCAGUGGUGCGACAAAACGUGGCUCAGGUCAGAUGAACCCGCUAGCACAAGCCGAAGCUGUCAACGGCACUGCCGGUGAUGGCGUCAACGAGCAGCGUCGCAUUUCAGAAGGUAAAAUGGAAAAUGGUAAACGCGAUGGUGGAUCUGGUGAAACAGAGAAAAGUGAACGCUCCAGCAGCCCGGCAUUCGAUUCGGAUGAGGAAAGUUCUGUCAAUCAAGCACAACAAAUGGCAAAUCAGCAAAAACUAGCCAAUCUGCGCAAGCGUUCAUCAAUCGGCCUGGUUUUCGGCGCACAGGCCGCACUCAUUGCUACUCGUAGUAAAGGUAAUUUAACCCAAUGCUCAAUAAAUUCCAAAUCCAGUGAAGCCAUGGCCACAGCGGCUACCGCCACAUCCCCCAAUCCAACAUGCAGCGGUGUACUUAUACGCGCGCAAAGCAAAGAAGAGGUUAGUGUACAUACAAGCGUGAGUAGCGAACGACCUAAACGUACAUCCUGCACGACACUUUCACAAAUUGUCGAAACAGAGCGGCAGCUAGAUGAGCAGCUCAGAGCGGAACCUACGCCACCACGUUCACGAUCCAGUACCGCGACAAAAUUACUUGCUGAAUCACCGCUUUCACCGGUCGACAUCGCGCCUAUCGAAGUGCCACGUGACCAAGUACAAUCGUGCCUGGUACAAGCCAUACUACCACCACCCGAGCAAUUCCAAUGUCCCACACCUCUCUCUGACUAUUCGGACCGACCUUUGGGCGGCAACAGCAGUAACAGCGAACUAAAUAUGACCUAUAACCUACUCACCAAUCAUUCCGAUUUGCGUUUUAUGGACGAAAGCUCCGUAAUGCUGGCAUCACCUACCACUAAUGACAGCGUAACCAGCUCAUUGCGGCAAGCAAUACCACAAGCUGCCGUUGUCAUGCGUGCGGAAGUGCCGACCAAUCAGGAGCGUGCCAACCAAGUCGUCACUAACCCUAAACUGUUGCAACAGGCGCUGCAAAAGGCUGUAGCUGCGCAGCAGCAACAACAGCAACAGCAACAACCUAAAUCCAAAAUUACAAGACGUGCUUCCCCACCUGAAACCGGCAAUCCACCCGCUCCACCAAAUGGCAUGGAGGAUUUCGUCAAAGUGCGUCGCGAAAGCUGCAUCGAGGCUAUUAGUUUGCUAAGCGUCAAUGAGCACGCCAAGCUAAUUGAAGACAAGGUGAUCUCAACGGAAAUACGACGCAGCUCCAGUCCGCUAGAGACGAAUUCGAAAUGUAAAGGCAACGCAACCACCGCCGCCACUACAGUGACGCUCACCAUGCAAAAUCAAUUAACAACAACCAUAACCACAACGGUGCCACCAGCGCAACUUGAGAAAAUCGAUGAACGCGAAACAUCCGGGUGCGCCGCAAUCAACAACAAGUUGGUCAACACACGACAGACCACAACAAGCAGCACCGAUUCGACGGCGCCGCCAGCAACAAGCACUGCACAAAUUGACAACACAACCUGCACGGGCUACGUUUCGGGCGCUGGCAUCAGCACCACCGGCGGCAGCAGUAGCAGCACCUCGAAUACCAACAACAAGCCGUCGAGCAUAAAGUCACAGAGAGAAGCGAGCGGUGAAGCGGCCAGCCGGAAUUCGAGUAAACGCGCCUUUAUGCAAUCGAUUGGCAAGCACUUCAAGAGCAAAAAGAAAAUACCGCUGCUGGUUGGUGGUGGGCGACAAAAAUCAAAGUCGGAGAAUCGUGCACGCAAAGCGUUUCGCACGAUCUCCUUCAUACUUGGCUGUUUUGUGGCGUGUUGGACGCCAUAUCAUGUGCUCGCACUGGUGGAGGGCUUCUGCCGCAAUCCACCCUGCACCAACGAGCAUCUCUAUAUGUUUUCAUACUUUCUUUGCUAUGCGAAUAGUCCGAUGAAUCCCUUUUGCUAUGCGCUCGCGAAUCAACAGUUCAAGAAGACGUUUACGCGCAUACUCAAAGGUGAUUUUCAUAUGACUUAAAUCUUAAAGCUUGAUUGAUGUGUGCGGUAGUGAGAAGAUUGAAUGUUAGAGCGUAUGAGUGUGAGAGAACGUUAGUGCUGAGAGUGCCAAGGUGAGAGUGGUUGGCAGCUUACAGAGUACAGCAAAGCGCUUUAUAAAGCUUUCAAAACAUAUCUAAUUCUCGCGAAGGUGCCUAAGAGAAACAGACCACUUGAAAGCUUUUAUGCAAGCUUUAAAGGCGUGAAAGCUUUUAGCCUUUUAUAGUGUUUUCAGAGCUUUUUAAAGUUGAAUUUAAAGCUAUCAUAGCAUUGAAAAAUUUGCGAAGCGCAUUACGGCUUUCAAAGCGUCACAAAGCUUUAAAGCUCCGAGUUGAUAAUUUUAGAAACUGUUUUCGAAUAAUCAUAGUAAAGAUAUUGCUUUAAUUUUUUCUACUAAUUUGUAGCAUAAUGUUAAUCUAAAAUUCAAAAAAUCAAAAUAUAUUUGGUGACGCUGCUUUGGUGUGAACCCUAAUGAGCCCUAGGCACUACCAGUAGACAGCGUUGCCAAAUAUAUGCAAAUAUUUAGAAAUAUAUUAUUUACAAAGAAAGCGUUUCCAAAACAAAUCAACUAUGAAAUAUUAACUGUAAACUGCCAGGGCGUAUGAGAAGAAUGUGAGGUUAAGUAUAAUGUAAAAUAAAGACAAAAUUAUUUGCAAAAACUAUGUAGCUUAGUAUGUGUGAGAGCGCGUGUGCUUAUUUGUGUAUUUAAUGGUUCCCUUAGUGCAUUAUAGUCGGCCACAAUAAGCGUGCGUCUUCUUUUGGCAAACCGACAGCGUGGCGUGC
This is a messenger RNA of Bactrocera latifrons, 4191 nucleotides long. It is a transcript of the gene mAChR-B, whose product is annotated as probable muscarinic acetylcholine receptor gar-1. The coding region runs from base 263 to 3391 and encodes 1042 amino acids. The transcript has 6 exons. The record is from RefSeq and is a predicted model, not a curated record. Gene Ontology annotation, cellular component: membrane; dendrite; synapse. Lineage: Eukaryota; Metazoa; Arthropoda; Insecta; Diptera; Tephritidae. Gene Ontology annotation, molecular function: G protein-coupled acetylcholine receptor activity; G protein-coupled serotonin receptor activity. Gene Ontology annotation, biological process: chemical synaptic transmission; adenylate cyclase-inhibiting G protein-coupled acetylcholine receptor signaling pathway; G protein-coupled receptor signaling pathway, coupled to cyclic nucleotide second messenger.